Messenger RNA from Drosophila bipectinata, 445 nucleotides. RefSeq lists its product as uncharacterized. The record is from RefSeq and is a predicted model, not a curated record. Lineage: Eukaryota; Metazoa; Arthropoda; Insecta; Diptera; Drosophilidae.
AUAGCUUCAGGGUGAGGUCACAGGGGUUACAAUGCUGACGAAAUAUUUCGGUAAUCAGGACAAGACAGAGGGGAUGGGACUGCCGCCCAGGGAAUCCAAGGAUUUCCAGCUACUGGCCGCCCACGCUUGCGAUUUGGCCCUCCAGCGAGGAUUCUACUUCUCGUUCCGGCUGCCCGACUGGGCGAGGGACUUUAAGGAGCACACCCGUGAGAUUAUAGCCAGUCCCUUCCACGAAACAAGCACUACCUCUAACGAAUCAAAGCUCUCGAGGCAGAAAUCCAAAUACUUUCACGGUGAUCUCCGACCAGACAGAUACGGCAUGAUAUCGGAGAACAUGGGCACUAGCUUCUUCAACGAGAUGCCGCACGAUAUGCAAUCCAAGUCCGGAAGACCAGUACGUUCGCCCAAGAUUAAGGAUGACGUGACGUGCAAGAAACGAGGGUGA